CAAGGAGGGAGUCAGAGUAAGGCUACGCCCUAACAAACCCUGCCGGCUUCGCGUCACAGGAACUUCAGCACCCACAGAGCGGACAGCGCUCUCCUCCACCUGAUGACCUGCAAGCUACAGCUCCGGGAGCCCGGCGCCAGGCUGUUUCUGAGCCAAGAGUGAAAGAAUGGGGUUCCUUUGGACCGGUACUUGGAUUCUGGUGUUGGUGCUUCAUAGCAGCCCAAUUCAAGCUUUUCCGAAACCUGGAGGCAGUCAAGACAAACCUUUACAUAACAGAGACUUAAGUGCAGAAAGACCUUUGAAUGAACAGAUUGCUGAAGCAGAAGUAGACAAGAUUAAAAAAACAUACACUCCAGAAAACAAGCCAGGUGAAAGCAAUUAUUCCUUUGUUGAUAACUUGAACCUAUUAAAGGCAAUAACAGAAAAGGAGCAGAUUGAGAAAGAAAGACAAUCUAUAAGAAGCUCCUCAUAUGACAAUAAAUUGAACAUGGAAGAUGUUGAUUCAACCAAGAAUCGAAGACUGAUUGAUGAUUAUGAUUCUACUAAGAGUGGCCUGGAUCAUAAAUUUCAAGAUGAUCCAGAUGGCCUUCAUCAACUGGAUGGAACCCCCCUAACUGCUGAAGACAUUGUCCAGAAAAUUGCUACCAGGAUUUAUGAGGAAAAUGACAGAGGAGUAUUUGACAAGAUUGUUUCUAAACUGCUGAAUCUUGGGCUAAUCACAGAAAGCCAGGCACACACACUGGAAGAUGAAGUAGCAGAGGUCUUACAAAAAUUGAUCUCAAAGGAAGCCAACAAUUAUGAGGAAGAACCCAAUAAAACUACAAGCAGGACUGAAAGUCAGGUUGGAAAAAUAUCAGAGAAAGUGACUCCAAUGGCAGCAAUUCAAGAUGGUUUUACGAAUAGAGAAAAUGAUGAAACAGUAUCUAAUACUGUGACCUUGACAAAUGGCUUAGAAAGGAGAACUAAAACCUACAAUGAAGACAAUUUUGAGGAACUCCAAUAUUUCCCAAAUUUCUAUGCACUACUGAAAAGUAUUGAUUCAGAAAAAGAGGCAAAAGAGAAAGAAACACUGAUUACUAUAAUGAAAACGCUGAUUGACUUUGUGAAGAUGAUGGUCAAGUAUGGCACAAUAUCUCCAGAAGAAGGUGUUUCCUACCUUGAAAACUUGGAUGAAACAAUUGCUCUUCAGACCAAGAACAAGCUAGAAAAAAAUGUUACUGACAAUAAAAGCAAGCUUUUCCCAGCACCUUCAGAGAAGAGCCAUGAAGAAACAGACAGUACCAAGGAAGAAGCAGCGAAGAUGGAAAAGGAAUAUGGAACCGUGAAGGAUUCCACAAAGGUUGAUAGUUCCCAUUCAAGAGCAAAGACAGAUGAGCCAAAAGGAAAAACAGAAGCCUAUUUGGAAGCCAUUAGAAAAAACAUUGAGUGGUUGAAGAAACACAACAAAAAAGGAAAUAAAGAAGAUUAUGACCUUUCAAAGAUGAGGGACUUUAUCAACCAACAAGCUGAUGUUUAUGUGGAAAAAGGCAUCCUCGAUAAAGAAGAAGCCGAUGCUAUAAAGCGCAUUUACAGUAGCCUGUAAAAACAGCAAAAGACCCAGGAGUUUUGCAACUGUUUCAGAAAAUGUAAUAUAGCUUCAAACACUCUAAUUCUGUGAUUAAAGUUGUUUUGACCCAAGGAUUAUUAGAAAGUGCUGAAUUUAUAGUAGCUAACCUUUUAGAAGUGGUUAAAACAUAGCUUUCUGGAUAUAAAAAUUAUCUGAAAAGUAAAAUUGUAUGUAAUUGAAA
This is a messenger RNA of Condylura cristata (star-nosed mole), 1787 nucleotides long. It is a transcript of the gene SCG3, whose product is annotated as secretogranin III. Gene Ontology annotation, cellular component: secretory granule membrane. The transcript is spliced from 13 exons. Gene Ontology annotation, biological process: protein localization to secretory granule. The record is from RefSeq and is a predicted model, not a curated record. The coding region runs from base 167 to 1582 and encodes 471 amino acids. NCBI's taxonomy places the organism in Eukaryota, Metazoa, Chordata, Mammalia, Eulipotyphla, Talpidae.